Carassius gibelio (silver crucian carp) is the source of this 3058-nucleotide messenger RNA. RefSeq lists its product as uncharacterized. The record is from RefSeq and is a predicted model, not a curated record. Lineage: Eukaryota; Metazoa; Chordata; Actinopteri; Cypriniformes; Cyprinidae. Bases 625 to 2160 code for a protein of 511 amino acids. The transcript has 6 exons.
UAAAAUAAAUAAAAAAUCAUUAAUAAUUGUGGUGACGACCAACAAACGUGAUGUGCUAGAGCAGGGGUUUUCCUACUUAGAAAAAUUGGGUGGUCACAGUUGUCCCUAUAUUUUUUUGGUAAAUAUAGAUAUUUUGGAACGAAUUCGUUGGCUUGGUGUGUUUACCAGAGUGUCAAUGUUAAAGCACAGAUUAAAACAAGCUACCUUAAUUACGUUUUUUUACUUUAACAAGUUAUAUGCAUGUUUAAUUUUUUUUUACAGAGUUUGUUACUUUAACUUGUAUUGUACCACAGUGAUAAAUGCAUUACAUACUGUGUUAGUUUACCAAUGUCCAUGCAGAAGUGCGUGUUAUUAAGAUUAUCUAUUACACAUUUCUAUGCUGGUAUUUAGCUUUUAACACUUUAGAAAGCAGACUGUAUACUGAUAAGUGUUUUUUGUGAACAUUGCAACCUAACUAACUUUUGAAUCUUCAUUUUUUUAGGUUAAAACUGAAGCAGCUGGCCAGCAUACAGUGUUUUCAGUACGGUCCUACGAGUGCUGGUACAUCGAACAUUUAAGAUCAUUUAAGCUGACAUCAUUGGACAACUUCUCUGUGCAUGAGCUAUCAGAACUAAAUGACACAGAAUGGAAGCGCAGAACUUUUUCCUGCAUGUCCAUACAUCCACUGACAUUGUGAGGAAGAUGACUUUAUCUUCACGUCCAGCAUCUGUGGAAGAGCUAAAAACAAAGAUAAAAGAGAAAUUUGAUCUCACCAUUGACUUUACCCUAUCAUACCAAGAUCCUGACUUCAAUGGGCAACUAUGUUCCCUUUUAGACAUUGAGGAACUUCCACAGAAGGCUGUCCUUAUAGUGGUGCGAUCUGAGAAUGAUGCUAGUUCUGUAGCAUCUGAUGACACAGUAAUAUUGCCACAUGCAAGGAUUCCAGAGAGGACUGAAAUGUGGCCUUGCAUUUUUCAAGUGCCCACUUUUUCUUUUGAAGUAGAACUUGUACUUGCUGAGGGAAAAGCUGCAUACAAGACAACAGGAAAGACUUUGAAGUUAAAUAGAGGACAAAAGCACAACAUUCUUGAGACCCUAGCAGAACAAAUGCAUGGCUAUAAAGCAUACCCUAAUGUUAAGGAAAUUUCUAUGGUAGCAGAAGCCCUUGUCAACAAGCAUCCCUGUCUAAAAGAGCCAGGCUCUUGUGCAGGUUGGUAUGGAUGGAAGAACAGCCUAACAUUUAAGAUGGGCAACUACCGCACAAAAUUAAGUCGUGCUGGAUCUCAGGAAGUUGCUGUAAAUUCUGGAAAGAGGAGUAAAAACUACCCCCAAAAAGAUGCCCCUCACACGAACAUCAAAAGACCAAAAAGGGCAGAGAUUAAUUUCCUUCCAAAUUUCCCAAGAGGUGAAGAUGCUUCAAGCCUCGAACAACAAAGGCAAAGAAUUAUAGAUGAAGUUCAGAUGGCUGACAAAAAUCUUGUCCUGAUCACAAAGUUAAUGGACAGCACUUUUGCUUUGCGGCGCAAAGAGAUCGUCUGUAAUGAGAUACCAGUUGAUGAAAUCCUGAAACGAUGGCCUGCCCUUAAAUUAGAGUCGCAGAUCUGUGCUGAGUUUCACAGAGUGACGAAUGUCAACCUAAAGAAUCGUUUCUUUGCUCAACUGGACCAACAUACCCCCCGGGUUCAGAGCCUGUUUCGGAAAAAAGCUUCUCGGACAGGAAAAGCUUCUGAACUCCUGGAUGAGUUCUUCAGGAUUUAUGACCUCCAGGAUCAAGUUGAUGUCCAUGUUAGACGUGCUGUGGUACUCCGGGCUCUCCCUCCGUAUAUGCAUGAGAGUGAUGUUAGCUUUUUCAAGAUGUGGGACGUGGAGCAGACUGAAGAACUGAACAUCAGUGAUGUACCACUUGGGCUCCUCCUAAGCAAUCAGACAUCAUCAGAUGCCCAUUUUUUCUGCCCAGAGAGGAUUGCAGUUCUGAUUGAGGGUAACAUUGUUAUUGAGUCCUCCACACUGGCUGAUGCAUUCGUCAUUCUAUUUGCACUUACAUACACCCUGCACCUUAACUAUCCAAAACAAUUGCUCAACACAUUUGACUUCGUCCAAAAGGUCUUGAUGGGUCUUGAGGAUGGAAAGUUGAGGCCUAGAGUUUUGAGUCUGAAAAAUGACCUGUUAGCAGUAGUGUAAGCACAUUUGUUUUUCUUGCUGUAAACAUCUAACAGAUGGGUUUUAUAGAUAUUGUUGCUGAAGUUUUAAUGCCAUAAAGUUGAAUGAAGUUCUGUUUUGUACAUUUUUGUACUUGUGUAAUAUGUUUGUGUAUCUAAUACAUAUAUUUGUAUUGACAAAUAUUCUAAAUGUGUCCUAUGGUGUGACAACAAACAAUGUGGGGAAAAACAUUAUUUAAAAUAGUUUAAUCUCUUUAAUGGUAUUUGUAACUUUCUCAUGCUAUUUGUUUAAUUGUUAUUUUUUAUAUCUUUGCAAUGUCACACCAUAGGACAUAUUUACAAAUAUAAUACACUCAGGUAAUUUUGAAAUUGUGGAAUGGUGUGGUGGCAAUAGGAAUUUGCACAUAGGGUUAACUGCAAGUUAAAUGAUGGCUUCCUUGCAGCAGGCAAUUGCACACUGCCAUGCUGUUUUGUAUAUUAAACCUCUUACAGAAUUGUUUUAUAUUAUAGUAGUUUUAAUGUUAAAUGCUUGUUGAAGGACUGAAUGUUCGCAUAGGAUACUUGCACAUUGGUGUGACUGAGAGAUUCUGUAUCUGUUUACAUUGCAGUGCACAAACUUCAGCUUUAUUUUGUGUACGUAACAAAACACUAAAGAUAAGCUUUAUUAUACUUAUAAUAUUUGUAAUAUGUGUUACACUUCAUUCAUCUUUAUUUUAUAAUUUCAAUUUGUUACAGUUAAAUGUUUUAAAUAAUUGUUUUAGAAAACGUAUAGUGAUCCGGAUGUUGAGUAAUGUCGAGGCAAUUUGGAAAGUUUACACAUGGCACAUUCAUGUGUCUUGAGCAUUUUGUAUUUGUUUACAUUGCAAGAAUAUGAGAUAUUUCAAGAACGUCAUAUUUGGUUAAUAAACAAGUUACUUGCA